UUUUAUUUUUCGUAAUAGCAGCUCGGUGGUAAUCCCAGUUCUUCCCAGUUGAUAUCUACAAGCACCAAGUAGAAGAAGAAGAAGCGCAGCGAGAUGCCUUUGGCUAAAGACCUCCUUCACCCCUCUCUUGAAUAUGAAAGGAGACAACACAAAAAGAAAAGACUUGUUCAGAGUCCAAACUCCUAUUUUAUGGAUGUCAAGUGUCCAGGAUGCUACAAGAUCACGACCGUGUUCAGCCAUGCACAGACGGUGGUUCUUUGUGUGGGAUGCUCCACAGUGUUGUGUCAGCCUAAAGGAGGAAAAGCCAGACUCACAGAAGGCUGUUCUUUCAGGAGGAAGCAGCAUUAAAAGGAAACAUUCAUUCUAAAAUGCCCAUUAUGAAAUCCCUGGUUCAGAUGUCACUAUGCAGAUGGAUACAAAUCAUCUUUGUGAUUUUAUAAGGUUGCUAUAAAAUAUGCCUUUAAUACAAUUUACUAGUCAAUAAAAAAAGUGGCAACAAUUGAA
Molecule: messenger RNA, 504 nt
Organism: Syngnathus typhle (broad-nosed pipefish)
Lineage: Eukaryota; Metazoa; Chordata; Actinopteri; Syngnathiformes; Syngnathidae
Gene: rps27l
Product: ribosomal protein S27 like
Exons: 4
Coding region: 94-348 (84 amino acids)
Biological process (GO): translation; ribosomal small subunit assembly
Cellular component (GO): cytosolic small ribosomal subunit; ribosome
Molecular function (GO): structural constituent of ribosome; RNA binding
Source: RefSeq, a predicted model, not a curated record